Nematocida ausubeli is the source of this 600-nucleotide messenger RNA. RefSeq lists its product as uncharacterized. The record is from RefSeq and is a predicted model, not a curated record. Bases 1 to 600 code for a protein of 199 amino acids. The transcript has a single exon. Lineage: Eukaryota; Fungi; Microsporidia.
AUGUUUGAGCUAAUUAAAAGAACGGGAAGAAGUAUUGAAAUGCUUUCUAAAUCGGAAGUGCGGUAUAUUGGCACACUUUCCGCAUACGACGAAGCAAGGGGCACGAUUACCCUCUCGAAAGUGCGGUCGUUUGGAUCGGAGAACAGGAGUGCGCCCGUGAAGAUACACCACGGCACACAAAUAUACGAAUAUAUUGUAUUUAAGCUGGAAAAUAUACAAAGCAUACGGCACAAUAACGAGUGGGUCUCCAUAAUAGACGGCUCCCCAGUGGAAGUUCCUCCGUGCCCAAGUGCUCCCUUGGAAGACCGCACUCCACAGAACUCUCAGGUAAUAUACGGAACAGGGCCCAGAGAGACAGACGCACUAGAAUCCACUUCGCACAAACACAGUAGGAGUUCAUUCUACAGGUACAACAAAUAUUCUGGAUUUGGAGCAAAUAGAAGCAGAGACAGAGGGUCUUUAACGAAAGGCAUUGUAGUGCCAGAUGAAGAGUACGACUUCGUACAGAAUAACAAAGAGAUGGAAAAGAACAGAGAGAAGCACGCUGUAGAGUACAAUAAUACAUAUGAUCCAGACUUCUUCUUUGACUCUCUGAAGUAA